GGGAUGCGCUCACACACACGGAGACACAAUAUCAUCUAAAAACUUUAACAUUACCGUGAUGCAACAUUUAUAGAAACAUGCUAAAUGGAAUAUGCGUUCUGGAGAUGCAUUUUGAUAUAAAGCUCUUCGUUCUGGACAGUAUUUUUGGAAUUGUAUUAUAACGGAUCAGGGAUGACAAAGAGAAUGGGAUACAGAGACUGGAGAUGGCUGGCUCUUUGGUGGCAUCAUUUCGUUCUCUUGUGGAGUACAAUAGACGGACAGACUCGCUACACCAUCUCGGAGGAACUGAAACAGGGCUCUGUGGUAGGAAAUCUAGCCAAAGAUCUGGGUCUGGGACUAUCUGAGUUUUUUGACCGUAAACUGCGUGUCGCCUCUGAGGCUGGUAAGCAGUAUUUUAGCGUGGAUGCGGGGAAGGGCGAGCUGAUCGUCAAUGAGAGAAUAGACAGAGAGACGUUAUGCGGACAAAGCGCCAGCUGCGUUUUACCUCUGCAGGUUGUCAUUGAGAACCCGUUACAACUGUAUCGUGUUGAGGUUGAAAUACAAGAUAUAAAUGAUAAUUCUCCAAGUUUCCCUUCCAAACAACACCCGUUAGAGAUAGCUGAAACAACUGCGGCAGGUGUACGUUUUCCCUUGGAAAGCGCACAAGACCCAGAUGUGGGGAGUAAUUCUCUAAAGUCAUACAUUCUUAGUAAAGAUGAAUGUUUUACUUUAAAGGUAAAAGAACUCUCUGGCGGCAGAAAGGUACCAGAACUAGUCUUGACCAAAGCUCUGGACCGAGAGAAAAAAACUGUCCAUCAUCUAUUGUUGACAGUUGUAGACGGGGGCAACCCAGUGAGAUCCGGAACCUCGCAGAUAACUAUUACAGUUCUCGAUGUAAACGAUAAUGUGCCCGUUUUUGAAAAUGCAGUGUAUAAAGUUUCUGUAAGUGAGAAAAGCGCAGAGGGCACUUUCAUAGUUCAUCCUAGAGCAACCGACGCCGAUGACGGACAGAAUGGACAGAUAGAAUAUUCGUUCGGUGUCCAUACGUCAGACUCGGUGCUAUCUGUUUUUGAGAUUGAUUUUCUAACAGGAAAAAUCAUUUUAAAAGGGCAAUUAGAUUUUGAGAGCGCUGCAAAUUAUGAAAUUGACAUCAGUGCGAAAGACAAAGGUAGCCCUAGAAUGGAGGGACAUUGUAGUGUGCAGGUAGAUGUAGCAGAUGUAAAUGACAACUCUCCCGAAAUAAUUUUAACCUCCAAACCAAGUCCUCUGCGUGAGGAUGCACCGAGUGGCACGGUAGUAGCUUUGAUCAGUGCCCGGGACCUAGACUCCGGUAAUAACGGUAAAGUGACGUUACAGCUCCCACGCGGUUAUCCUUUUAGUCUGAAACCUUCCUUUUCUAAUAAUUACGCACUGGUCACAAGUGGUGUUUUAGACAAAGAGAGUUUCUCAGAGUAUAAUAUUGAGAUAACAGCCACUGAUUCGGGCUCCCCUCCCCUGACUACCAAGAAAACUAUACCAGUCACUAUCAUUGAUGUCAACGACAACCCCCCCUAAAUUCUCUCAGCCCU
Molecule: messenger RNA, 1547 nt
Organism: Oncorhynchus gorbuscha (pink salmon)
Lineage: Eukaryota; Metazoa; Chordata; Actinopteri; Salmoniformes; Salmonidae
Product: protocadherin gamma-C5-like
Biological process (GO): homophilic cell-cell adhesion
Cellular component (GO): plasma membrane
Molecular function (GO): calcium ion binding
Source: RefSeq, a predicted model, not a curated record